Mycotypha africana is the source of this 550-nucleotide messenger RNA. RefSeq lists its product as uncharacterized. The coding region runs from base 112 to 399 and encodes 95 amino acids. The transcript has 2 exons. NCBI's taxonomy places the organism in Eukaryota, Fungi, Mucoromycota, Mucoromycetes, Mucorales, Mycotyphaceae. The record is from RefSeq and is a predicted model, not a curated record.
CUUCGUUCUUUAUUGUUCUUUUGUUCAGCUCUGUGCUAUUUCUUUAAUACUUUUUUUUUCUCUCUUUCCUGUUCUUUUAGAUUCUAAACCGCUUCUACAAAAUAAGUGCAUAUGAAUAUGCCAUGGCGCGUACUUAUAUUAUUAAUUAGUGGUUUAGUUGUUAUUUACAUCGCCAUUCUUUCCCAAGAUACACCUUAUGUGCACCCAAAAAUAGUCUACGCCUCAUCCAAUCAUCCACCGUUGUUUCCUUACAAACCUGAUAAGGUUGUUCUGUCUACUAUUGGAGCUUAUGUGUAUUUGACAUUUUUCAAGUACGAAUUACUGAAAAGUAGGGGAUCACUCAUCGGCACAGGCAAUUUGAAAUUAGGUGUACAAGGUAAAGCUUUUUCUUUCAGAUAGACAGUUUUGACACAAUAAAAACUAUGAAUAUGUAUUUUUGAUGAUAUUUUUAUUGUAGGUAUUGUUAAACAAAUGAAAAAACCCCUAUCCACGCUAUUGACAGAACGAGAUCUAUUGGAAUCAGAAGACUGGAUACCCUGCUUCGAACAUG